AUGACAGAGUCCUCCCUUCUCACCACGAAUCCCACACCCCCCCACUACCCGGUCACCGCCGCUCCCUCUCUGGCCUCUCCCUUACCCAAUGGCUCUCCUUCAGACACCAAUUUACAAGACGAGGAGGAAUACACCAUCAAAUGCAUUUGCAUCUACGCAGAUGAUGAUGGAAAUACCGUAUACUGCCCCAAAUGCGAUACGUGGCAGCACAUUGAGUGCUACUACCACGGCAAAAAGGUGCCGGAAGAGCAUUUUUGCGCAGAAUGUUUCCCUCGAGAUAUUGACGCAAAGAAGGCCACUGAGCGACAACGGAGGCAUCGAGAGGCACUCGAUGGCGGUGACCGGAAGGUCAAGCGACCAACGUCCAAAAGUCAACGAAAGAAACACAAGGAGACGAGUGCGACGGCCGAACAGGUAAAUGGCUGGCACCACGAACGCCAUGAAUCUGUCGCUAGUGCAAGAGAUGGACCCCCCGCGAAGAAACCAAAAACAAGCCACCGGACAUCAGGUUCUGUCAUCUCAACAAACGGCGAAACCCGAAAACGCGCUACUUCCACAGCUCAGUCAUACCCUAGCCCUUCCAAAUCACCUCAAGAUCUCUUCCGUUUCCCUGCCAUACCCACGUACACCACCGACUUCCUUGAACUAUACGAACGGGACGAAGGAAACACAAAUGCUCGUGAUAACGAGCAGACAAUACAGGCCACCAAUACACUCUUUGCGUGGCGGACUGACCCGUCUCUGGUGGUCAGCAGUCCCGGGCAACAACCAACAUCGAAAUCUCCCUUCGUGCGAGCAACUCAUCCCCUGGAUCAAAGCACCUGGCCGGAAGUCUCGGUGGAAACCAUCCAGAAGAAAGAUGUUGACUACGAAGGUAGAUGUCCCACAUGGCGCUUUUUGCGCGUCCAAUCUUCCGUGAAGAAGGACGAAAUCGUUGGCGAAGUUCGUGGCCAAGUCGGUAUGCUGGAAGAAUACUGCCAGCAAAAGUCUUCGUCAAACCGGUGGCAGGAGUUGAGGCACCCAGAUCCCUUUGUCUUUUUCCACCCCCAUAUGGAUAUCUACAUUGACAGUCGAAAGUCCGGAACUCGCUUUCGGUAUCUGCGACGAUCCUGUCGGCCCAAUGUGACCUUGAAGACGUUCGUUUCCGAUAAUGAGACGAGACAUUGCUUUGUUGCCAGCAAGGAUAUUCCGGCGGGUGCCGAACUCACCACCAUGUGGUUUCUCGAUUCGGCAAUGUUUGCCGCCGAUGAUUCUGAACAGGCCCAAAACCGACGCCUCGACUGGGUCAGCCGUGUCCUCGCGAACUUUGGAGACUGUGCCUGCGACGCCGGUCAAGCAUGUUUACUCGCGCCGUUCGAUCGAAGAUAUCCGGCUAAGCCGGUAGAGAGUGGGCCAAAGGCCAAGGGGAGCAGGAAAAAGAAAAGUAAGAUGAACCAUGCCAUCUCGCCCUUCAGUACUGGACAUGCCACCAACAGUCGCGCAGGAAGCGAACCCAAGGUGCUCGACGAAGAAGACCAGUUUGACCGCCGGUCAACCUCCGAGUCUUCUCGCAGCGGCAUGCUGAGUAGAGACAUUACUCCAGUCAAUGUCGCAGCUCUUGACGCCGACCCGGUUCUCGGAAACGGCCUGACUGCUCGAGAACUGCGCAAAAUACAAAUGGCAGAGAAGGCAUUUGCGCAGAGGGAACAAGAAAAGAAGGAUCAAAGUGGACAAGGCCAGCAACGGAAAAAGAAGCGCACAAGCGGUGGUGCCAACCCAAACACUCCAAAUGCGAAUGCCUCGAAGCACCUCGGGCAUCAACUCGCUUCACAAUCCAACACCCUCAGCAACCAUCCUCUCAAAUUCAGUGACACCGCCUUCGGAUCGCCUCCGCCACCCCGAGGGUCCGCUGGUCGAGGUAAAUCUAUGGAUGCACCUGCUAGGGCGGACGUGAGGAUACAGCGACCUGUGUAUGCUGAUGCUGCAGUGCAAACGGAGCCGGAGGAGUCCGAGAUGCCCAUGCUCCCCUCAGCCAAAAGGAGAAAAUUCUGCACGCCCACACAACGAUUACUUCGAAAACUUUUGGCGGAGCGGGUUAAACAUGGACAACAGUGGCCUGUUCAAGGUUUGCCUGUGUCAGUCUCGAGUCAGAAGACACCUGAGCGUAUCCCCAAGAUCGAAGAUGUGGAAAUGAAAGACGCCACCGAAAGUGUGGAGCCCCACAGCGCCGUGGAGACCGAGCGGGAGAGUCAGUCUCCUCCAGGAAGCAUCAGCCCUAUCAACGUCGGGGCCACAACAUAUCCUCUUCCGUCACAAGCGGCACACACGUUCAACACCUUUAGAUCUUCUCCUGCUCCAAAACUGCACUUGUCAACGCUGCCACCCGUACCGGCCUUUCCGGGUUCUGCAACUUCCGCGUCGUCGUCUUCCGCCACGGUGACAACUCCCGGAUUAACGACCACCGCGACAGCACAGUCGCCUCUCCCAUUCAACUCAGCAUCUUCUGGCUCAUACCUUCCUGCCGUCAAUACUGUUGUCACGCCCAACCCCACGCGGAAGAAGCUCAGCCUGGGAGACUACAUGAGCCGUCGCCUGGCGUCUACCCCAUCGGCUGAGAAGUCCCAGACCCAGGCAAUUCUGGGCACGGGCGAGAUGGAGCCAUCAAAAGCGCUGGCAGAAGCGGGACAAGACUCUCCCGGGACCAUGGACUCAGGGCUCGCGAGUGCACAAGCAGUUGAAUCACCUGCUCGACCGACACCCCCUCCCGCGGGUGUUUCAAGUGUUCCAAUCAAGGAUGUUCCCAUGAAGGAGACAGAAGAACCGCCAUACAGCCCGUAUGACUCCUUGACAACAAGGCCAAUGGCAGCUUCCCCUCCCCACAAGACGACGAAUGGUGUGCCAGCAUCAAACGACACGAUCGGCAUACCGAAGAUGCCGAACGUCCUGGCCCAGUUGGCGCAAAUCCACGAUUCGAGGGGUGUGCGAUAA
This is a messenger RNA of Fonsecaea nubica, 2967 nucleotides long. RefSeq lists its product as hypothetical. The coding region runs from base 1 to 2967 and encodes 988 amino acids. Gene Ontology annotation, molecular function: protein binding. The transcript has a single exon. Lineage: Eukaryota; Fungi; Ascomycota; Eurotiomycetes; Chaetothyriales; Herpotrichiellaceae. The record is from RefSeq and is a predicted model, not a curated record.